AUGCGCCUGUCCUUGAUCCUAAAUCCUGACAGGCUCCUGAAGAUCAGAGCCACUGGACUCUACAUGGAACCAAAGACCUCAUGUUCAACUGAUGCACUGUUGAUGGAGAGAAAAUUUCAUAUUCUUGUGGGUGUCACUGGGAGUGUCGCAGCUCUGAAGUUGCCUCUUCUGGUGUCAAGGCUUUUGGACAUUCCUGGGCUGGAAGUAGCAGUGGUCACAACUGAGAGAGCCAAACAUUUCUACAGUCCCCAGGACAUUCCCGUCACCCUCUACAGUGAUGCUGAUGAAUGGGAGAUGUGGAAGCACCGCUCUGACCCUGUCCUUCACAUUGACCUGCGGAGGUGGGCAGACCUCAUGCUGGUAGCUCCUCUUGAUGCCAACACUCUGGGGAAGGUGGCCAGCGGCAUCUGUGACAACUUGCUUACCUGUGUCAUCCGGGCCUGGGACCGUAGCAAGCCCCUGUUCUUCUGCCCAGCGAUGAACACCGCCAUGUGGGAGCACCCUAUCACCGUGCAGCAGGUGGGCCAGCUCAAGGCCUUUGGCUACACUGAGAUCCCCUGCGUGGCCAAGAAGCUGGUGUGUGGAGAUGAAGGUCUGGGAGCCAUGGCAGAGGUGGAGACCAUUGUAGAAAAAGUGAAAGAAGUCCUCUCCCAGCAAGUUGGCUUCAAGCACAGUUGAACUGGUAUUUCUGUCAUGUGUGUCCUUCUGCACUCAACAUGGGUUCAGACCAACCUGGUGAAGAAUACAGACAUUGGCAAAAUUUGGUGAGGAUUUGCUGACCCUCCCCAGGGGCUGGACCUGCUCCAGGUUAAACAGGACCAAAGGCCCAGAUCUCAGCUUCUUUCAACCAGAAGAUGCCACUAUAUGGAGC
Otolemur garnettii (small-eared galago) is the source of this 871-nucleotide messenger RNA. RefSeq names its product phosphopantothenoylcysteine decarboxylase (gene PPCDC). Gene Ontology annotation, cellular component: phosphopantothenoylcysteine decarboxylase complex. The record is from RefSeq and is a predicted model, not a curated record. The coding region runs from base 1 to 678 and encodes 225 amino acids. The transcript is spliced from 6 exons. Gene Ontology annotation, biological process: coenzyme A biosynthetic process. NCBI's taxonomy places the organism in Eukaryota, Metazoa, Chordata, Mammalia, Primates, Galagidae. Gene Ontology annotation, molecular function: phosphopantothenoylcysteine decarboxylase activity; FMN binding.